GAUAUGCCACCGCAGUUGCGCUCUGGCACUUCCGACAACAAUCCCGCUAAUGGGGAGGGCAGAAACACUUCUGCAGAUGAAAGUCGUGUCGAUUCUCCUCAGUCAACUGCGGACUCAUCUGUGGAGCGGCCAUCUGUAUUUGUGUUUGCUUCUUUACUGCAUACAUGGGAAGAACAGAGGAACAACAACAUGUUCGAUCCGAUACCAACGUUGACAAAGAUGGCUGAAAUGAUCGAAAGUGAAACCGAACAGUUUCUCAAGCAGGAUCCGGAUCCUUUCGAUGACCGUCACCCGGGGAACAUCGACCCAUCAGGUGCAUUAGGCUCAAUGUUGAAAGAGAUCUUCAAGGUAACCCAGUUCGUUUCAAAGCUCGUUGAAAGUUACAUGAUGUGUCGUGACAACCCGAUGUUGACCAUGGCUGCUGCUCGUUUGCUAACCGAUAUUUUACCUGCGCUGGAUCUGUCUGUUGUGUUCGAAGACAACGAUGAUUUCAUUCCUCACCUGUACAGAUGGGCAGAAGAAGGGGAUAUUUGCAUGAGGACAUAUGCUACAGCAAUUCUUGCGGUUGCUUUGGAGGUUUCAGAUAUUGCCGCCAGCUUCAGGGAACGAAGCGUCGCUUUGGUGCCUCUGAUGCUCACGAGGCUGGAAGUGUUGCAGCAGCACGUCGCUGAAGUCCACGAUGUACCAAUGAAUUGUGAGUCCACAAAAGAGGACAAAGCUACAGAAACAGGACCAAACUUUUCCUCUGUGAAAAGCGAAACUUUCACCCAAGACGAAGUUCGGCCGAAGUUGGGUGACGUUCUGCGGCAGGAAGAAAGUGCCGGGCCCUCGUCAGCGGCUUCCAUCCCUGUUCAGACACCGAUUGACACGGUUCGAUGCGAAGAGUCGCAUCUUGCUCAAAAAUGUUGCCAGUCAAUUAGAAUAAAGCGCAGAGCGAGCGAUGCAGGCUCAGUGCCCCCUUUAAAGGCGAAACGGUCUAAACUGUCAAAAUUGGCCGCUGGCCAAGGUAACUUGAGUAACAGUAGCUGGGCUGAACUGGAACCGUAUGUCAUCGGUAAGCAUUGUAUGUAUCCACUUACCUCAAUUAUGCAGCAGAGGAUUAUUCUGCAGUAUCUCACUGCCACUGGCGAAUAUCAGGAGCUCUUGCCGUGUAUUUUCGAAAGGAAAGUUUCGCAGCUGCUCUAUAAUUACAUCGACUUUACGAAAAAUAACGAUGUUCGACUCGUGUUUGAUGCAUUGAGGUAUUUGGCAACUCUGCUGUGUCACAAGAAAUUUGCCAUCGAGUUCGUAAAUUCAAACGGAAUUGAGCGUCUUUUGAACGUCUACGAACCGUCGAUGGCGUCCGCUGCCGUUUCCCUUUGUCUUUAUUACCUCUCAUACAACGAGGAUGUCAUGGAGAAGAUAUGCAACCUUCCGGGUGCCGUACUGGAUGACUUGGUGAAUUACGCGUUAUGGCUGCUUGAGCAUUCUUACGAAUCCGGCCGUUGCCAUGUGACCAUCUUCUUCACCUUCACGUUCAUGUUUCGGCCGAUUCUUGAACGCUUUGAUGCUAGAGAUGGCCUUCGGAAGUUGUACAAUCAUAUUUCAACAUUGAGCAUUUUGCAAGAUGAGUCCCGGGCCAGAAUUUUGUCUGACGACCAAAUCUUUGCCAGCAGACAGGCAGUUCGUCAAGUGUGCAAUGCUCUUAAAAAGUAUUUUGAGGCGCAGCUGUCAAUAAAGUUCGAACAGCUGAAGAAGAAACAUGCAAGUGACAGUAAAGAGGGUUCUUCCGCAGAUGAACAUGCGGCUGCGAAUGCACAUUCAAGUUAUAAGCCUCUCAAAAUGGAACCAUCGACGAUCGAGAACUGCGUUACGACUAUGUUAGAAAUUAUGCCCAUGCGGACAACGUGGAAAGCGGUAGAUGUGCUGCAGCGACUAAACGGCAUCACGUUGCUCCUUCGAAUAAUCUGCAACGCUUCAGAUUGGUACUACACCGGAAAGGUUGAAGCGGUAUGUGGUGCUCUUGAUGUUCUGUGGAUAUGCUCUGUUAUUCCAAGCGUGCAGAUGGAAUUCACGCAAGCCUGUGAUUCGGAAAAUGGUAACGAACCAGAAAUUCAAAAGUCUGCUUUGCGCAUCAUCAACAACUGCGUCUGCGGUACACCACUUAGAGUUUUGAGAAACUUGAUUUUUUCGAAGACGCCGAUCACCGAAGCAGAUUCAAUCCGGGCUUUGGCCUGCAAGGCGUUAAAUGGUUUAGCUCGUUCAGAGAUCGUGCGGCAAAUUGUCAGCAAGACACCUCUCAUUUACAACAACCAACUGCAUCUCCUCAUGCGCGAGCCGGUUCUAUUAGAUAAUCGGGCGGAACACGUGAAAUUCAGCGAGUAUGGCCGACAGUUGAUUGAGCGAGUCACCGGAAGGCCGAUAUCGGAUUUUAAGGACCUCACUCAGGACCGAUUACACAAAGUAAUACCUGUUUUUUCAAAAACUGUUUUAACCACCUAUUUGUUUUUCUUUGUUAAGGCAAGCGUCGUUGCUCAAACUAAAAUCACUUAUGAUGAAAAGGAACUGCUGCAGUUGAUUUGGGAUCACCUGUCGAAGAAGGGCUUCAAGAAGUCAGCGGCAUUGCUUCGUGAGGAGGCGGCGUUGCCUACUAUCACGCAGGACUCACCACCCACUCCGGUGUCUUCGAAGUUUCUUCUUUAUCAUCCGCCAUCCGCGGGAUAUCGAUGUGCAACCCAGCUCACCAUGGAUAACUGGUCGCAUGGCACGCAGAUGGUUGGUGGAAUUACUAGCUAUCUGAUGAGCAGCAGUCAUCAGGCCACGUUCUCUAAAGCGAACCCCGCUGCUCAGAAUGCUUGUUCGUCCGGCCGUGGUAGUGGCGGCGAUUCUGCGUUGCGUCUCUUGCGUCAGCCGUCAUCGACCGUCGUUCCUGUCAGACUAAAUUCGCUUUCUCGGAGUCCAUAUAUGAGUCGUGAUUGGUCUAAAGAGCGACACCUGCGUCCAACUCCCGUGAUCAAUCUCAAGAAAGCCAUGGAGAAACGGAAACCAAUCGGCCUGUCGCUUGACUCCAUCAUUACCGAGUACCUGCGAAAGCAGCACGCACUUUGUCUCAACCCACAGCACUUGGUUCAAUAUUGUGUCUGCUUUAGUCCUCAUCAGUGCCCAGAGCCAAAGUUAAAGCGCCAUGCUCCAAAUAACUUCAGCUCCAGAGUUUAUCACAAGCCGUAUUUUCCCAUCGGCGGCGGCUAUGAUGGCGUUCGUGCCGACAUGCGGUACAUCUUUAGCCGGUUCAAACCUGUCAAAACGGUCAAAGAUGAAGACAGCGAUAGCGCGUUUACCUGUUGUUCCUUUUCGAUUAACGAAAGGUUUUUGUUAUUGGGCACUUAUGCUGGUGAUCUGAAGUCAUACCGAAUACAUGACAUGAGCGAAGUGGCAACUGUUUCCUGCCAUGCCUCAGCGCUGACCAGUAUUCAGCAGUCAAACGAUCAGUCGCUUUUACUCACCUCCUCCGCUUUCGUGCGACCCUUUUCUGCUCUGUGGCGGCGCGGAGAGUCAUUUGAGAGCAGGCUGAAGUUCGAAGAUGAUAUUUUCGUAGAAUUUAGCAAUUUGCCUCAGGACAGAAUUGUCGGAACCGAGCACACCAAGGCGAACAUAUAUGACAUUGCCACCGACGGAAUUCUGUGGGACGUUCGGUCUGCUUCAGUGGUACACAAAUUCGACAAAUUGAACUCGCACAUCUCUGGUCGUUUCCAUCCGCAGGGAUUGGAGAUAAUCAUCAACACUGAAGUGUGGGACAUUAAGACCUUUCAUCUGCUGCACACCGUACCGGCAUUGGACCAAUGUAAAAUCGUGUUUAAUGGAACAGCUGAUAUCAUUUACGGAGCUGUCCAGGAUUUUGAGGAUAUGGAGGACUCUGAAAGGCCAGGCGUCAAAAGUCCCUUUGGUUCUUCUUUUCGGACUUUCGAUGCUGCCGACUACUCAUUAAUAGCAACCAUCGAUAUUAAGAAAAACAUAUUUGAUCUGUGCACCAACAAGUCAGACAACUACGUGGCCAUAAUUGAGAAUCAAGGUUUAAACCAAGACUUGCAUUCAAUGGGUGAAAACGUGUGCAGGCUUUACGAAGUAGGCAUGAAACGUGAAUCAGAGGCUGAUCAAGAACAGAGAUACAUGUAA
Molecule: messenger RNA, 4152 nt
Organism: Soboliphyme baturini
Lineage: Eukaryota; Metazoa; Nematoda; Enoplea; Dioctophymatida; Soboliphymatidae
Source: the annotation of a GenBank genome assembly